Molecule: messenger RNA, 2307 nt
Organism: Lactuca sativa (garden lettuce)
Lineage: Eukaryota; Viridiplantae; Streptophyta; Magnoliopsida; Asterales; Asteraceae
Product: BTB/POZ domain-containing protein SR1IP1
Molecular function (GO): protein binding
Source: RefSeq, a predicted model, not a curated record
UUGUAACUUGUAAGGAUUGGAUUUAAUUACAACUGUUCAUCAGUGUCGCAGUGAGGUUGUUCAUCUCAAUUUAGAAAAAGCUCUCAGCCUAACAACGCGUUCGAUGAAUUGUCACAAUGACAAGUAGACGAAAGCAUCCAAUCUUUGGCCAACUAUUAUCAAACCCAUUUGCACCCCACCACAACACACUGACAAAACACCAGUGUUUUCCCUCAAUCUCAUGGAAAAGACUGUUUUACCCCGAUAUCUUGAUCCUUUUAAGCUAAAUUCCUAUACCCAUUUUCGGUAUUUCUUGAAUGCUUGUGUAUCUAGAAUAUCGGUAAAUUAAAUAAAGCCGAAUCAAAGCUUGUAGUUAUAAUAUUCCAGCUCCUUGUAGGGCCAAGGUAAAAUUUCCAUUUUUCUGUAGAUCACUUGAUUUAUUUUUCUAUAUAUUGCAGUGUGGAUGAUGUUUAAUUAAAUCAAGAAUGUUCAAUCAUUGUCAUGCAUGGUGGAUGUUCAAGAAAACGGAGAUCCAAUGCCCACACCCUUUGACAUGAUGCAUGCUAAGAAAAAAGAGCUCAUGAGUAAUGCCAUGAGGAGAACUACUGAAUGGAUUUCCUCCCAGGAAAUCCCUAGUGAUGUUACAAUCAACGUAAGAGGCAUUUCUUUUUCAUUACACAAGUUUCCAUUAGUGUCGAAAUGUGGUUACAUGAGGAAACUUAUGUCAAACUUUAAAGAGAGUGAUCACAUAAUCGAAAUCAAUGAUAUCCCAGGUGGGCCCCAAGGAUUCGAACUCGGAGCAAAGUUUUGUUAUGGAAUAAACUUCGAACUAACAAUUCAAAACAUUGCAAUGGCAAGAUGUGUGGCUGAGUUUCUUGAAAUGACAGAAAACUAUGCAAUUGGAAACUUAAUAGCAAGAACCGAGGCAUAUAUAAACGAAGUGGGACUUAAAUCAUUGACUUCUGCUGUUUCCAUUUUACAAUCAUCGGAAACUUUCUUGCCAAUUUCUGAAAAUAUCAAACUUGUCACACGUUGUGUAGAUAGUAUCGCGUUCAUAGUCAUGAAAGAAUGCGAGUUCUCUAUGUCAGCAAGUGGAGGAUGUAGUAGUGAUGGAUUGGAUUCUUCAUCUUCUUCAUUUUGUCAUCUAAAAGUUGUUGAUUGGUGGGCUGAAGAUUUGAUUGUUCUAAAAAUUCAUACCUUUCAAAGGGUUCUUCUUGCAAUGAUUUCAAGGGGUUUCAAUAAGUGUGCAUUUGGUCCGAUUCUAACACUUUAUGCCCAAAAGUGUCUCCAAGAUUUGGAGAUAUUACGAAAGGGCAAGAACAAAAGUGACCCAAAUCAAGAAAACGAGAAAAGGGUAGUUUUGGAAACAAUAGUUAGUCUCUUACCAAGAGAAAAAAAUGCCAUUUCAGUCAAUUUCCUUUCAACGCUACUUCGAUCUUCAAUACACCUUGAAACAACAAUGGCAUGUAGGCUUGAUUUGGAGAAAAGAAUAGGGUUACAACUUGAACAAGCUGUAUUGGAUGACAUAUUGAUUCCUUCUUUUCGGUUUGAUGGUGACACAUUGUUUGAUGUUGACACUGUGCAACGAAUCUUGAUGAAUUAUAAUGAUAUUGAGAGUACUUGUGAUGAUAUUCAGAAGAUUAGGAAGCUCAUGGAGAGUUAUUUUGCUGAAAUUGCUUCGGAUUGUAACUUUUCGGUGUCAAAAUUUGUAAAUCUUGUUGAAUGUUUACCGAAGCAAGAAAGGGGAAUGGAGGAUGGAAUCUAUAGAGCUAUUGAUAUUUACUUGAAGGCUCACCCGGCUUUAGGUGAUAACGAAAGAAAGAAGCUUUGCAAUUCGAUAAACUUUCAAAACCUAACCCCCGAAACGCUUGCCCAUGCUGCCCGAAAUGACCGGCUUUCUGCUGAAACGGUAGUUCAAGUUCUUUACCAUGAACAACAACGGUUAGAAGAUAAGAAAGAGGAUGAUGGAUCCGGAGUACUAAACCCAUUACCAGAUGAUCUUUCAAGUUUAGAAAAAGAAAAUCAAGAUUUGAAAUUUGAGCUCUUGAAAGUGAAAAUGAAAUUAAAAGAGAUGAAGAUAUCAAAUUCUGAUAAGUCACCAUUGAUUCGAAGAUCAUUCAUGAACACCAUAUCGAAAAAGCUUGUGAAAUUUACUCCGUUUUUGAGGGCUGAUCAUGGGGUUUCACCUUCUGUUAGUAGAAGUACGAAUAAGUUAAGUAAAGACAGAAGGCAUUCUAUUUCUUGAAAAUCUUGCUAUAUAUACAUAUAAGUUGAUUGUAAAUUUUGUAUAAUGUUGGAAUAUAUGAAAUAAAAAGUAUGAUUAAGUAA